AUGUCCGAGAACGUUGGGCUGCCCGCGCUCCCCAAACCACCGCAGGGUGCGGGCUCCUACGAGCCAAAGUCCCCCCUCGGGUACGCGUCCACCGUCGGGCUCCAGGCCGCCAUCGUCGGCACUUUCGUCAGUACCGUCCAAAAUGCGCUAGGGACACAUAAUAGAGGUGCAGCUGGCUUCCUCACAAGAAGUGGUGGGACGAUCGGGGUGUUCGCUGCUAUGGGCGCGACGUUCGCAUUUACGGAGUCCGCACUCGCAAAUUAUCGCGAGAAAGAUGAUGCUUUGAAUGGCGCAGCGGGCGCGUGUGCCGCAGGUUUCUUGGCCGGUAUCCGACGGCGUUCUGUGCCCGUUGCAUUAGCUUCGUGCGCCGUGAUGGGUGCCGUGAUGGGCACGUUUGAUUACGGCGGAAAGAGCUUGCAGGGUACAUCGGAGACGCAAGAGGAGAGACGAAAACGUUUCUUUAAGAGCACGCCUCCAACUCAUCCAGCCAUCUCAUCGGGGUCGGACUAG
This is a messenger RNA of Laetiporus sulphureus 93-53, 510 nucleotides long. RefSeq lists its product as uncharacterized. The record is from RefSeq and is a predicted model, not a curated record. Bases 1 to 510 code for a protein of 169 amino acids. Lineage: Eukaryota; Fungi; Basidiomycota; Agaricomycetes; Polyporales; Laetiporaceae. Gene Ontology annotation, biological process: mitochondrial respiratory chain complex I assembly. The transcript has 3 exons.